Messenger RNA from Aspergillus wentii DTO 134E9, 655 nucleotides. RefSeq lists its product as uncharacterized. The record is from RefSeq and is a predicted model, not a curated record. The transcript is spliced from 3 exons. NCBI's taxonomy places the organism in Eukaryota, Fungi, Ascomycota, Eurotiomycetes, Eurotiales, Aspergillaceae. Bases 145 to 564 code for a protein of 139 amino acids.
GCUCAGCCCGUGCGCAGCCAACACUUUCCAAGCCAACGUGAUAUAAAUACUACGGCCUUGUCCAUCCUCGAUCGAUAAGUUUUUUUGGUACGGCAGCAACUGACUGCACAUCUAUAUAUAAAACCCACGGGAAAAGUGAUCACCAUGCCAACCAAAGCAUACAUUGCUGUCUAUAUUGGCGACCCGGUUGAUUUCACAAAAUAUCGUCAUACAGCCCUUUUUUUCGAAUUUCCUUCCUAUUCACUCCUCAUGCAUAUCACUGGGGCCCAGGGCUUCUUUGAAUUUCAGAAACAGGAGGAUUACGACCCCAGAAACAGCCGUAAACUCGCAAGUCUGAUCAAAGUGGAUGACAUCUCAGACUCAUUCACACCGACCUCUAUCGAAUCAAUCGUUUCCACAACCCCGAUCAGAAAUGGGCGUGCAGACAGAGAUUGGAAUUGUCACAACUGGGUGGGAGAGGCUCUUAAUCGAUUAAUAGAAGCUGGUUCCUUGGAAUUCUCAAAGCGAGAAGCGGCAGUCGAUAAAAUGAUAGAUAUAUGUAUGGAAGCUCGCCAUGAAGAAUAAACAGCGAUUCAUUCUCUACCCAGGCAAGCAGCCAAUAUACUUCAGCUUCGAGGACAGGAUACAGCGAUCUUGAAAUGUUUCUGUGGUCAUA